AUGGAUGAAGCUCUGAGUACAAUUAAAAAAAUUAAGAGUAAUAUUAGUAAAAUUUAUUUUAAUAAAUCAAAUAAGCUAAAUGCAGAUUUUAAAGAUGAUCAAAUUGAAAUAAUUUUAGAUAACAAAAAUAUAACACCUAAACCAAUAUAUUUCAAUUUUCAAGAAACAGAAACAAAGAAGUCAUUCGAUCAAAUUGAUUAUUUACUGAAACAGUUUGAUGACAAGAACGAAUAUGUUGAUCAAAAAGAUGUAGAAAUAAAAUCAAACAGUGAAGAAAAAAUAACGGAUUUAUUAAAUGAAAAUGUUAAUAUAUUAUUGGAAAAUAAUUUAUUCAAACAUAUAAACAUAAAAAACGACUUAAAAUAUGCGCAAUAUGAAAAAGAUAUAUUAGACUCUUAUGAUGAAAUUUUAUUGAAUGAAACAGAAACAAUAAAUUUAUUAAAUGUACCAAAUAUAUUAAAUGAUAUAGAAGAAGAAAAAAUUAUUAUUGGAAUAAGAAAUGAAAGAUAUGAAAAAUUGUUAAAUAAUGAUGAAAAUAAUUAUAGAAGUAAAUCUAUGCAAACAUUGAACGUAUUCAAAAAAAAUAAAGAUGUUUAUGUUUCUACUAUUAGCAAACAAAACAAAAGUACUCAAACAAAUUUAUAUGAAUUAUAUAAAUUGUCAAUUAGAAAUCCUUCAAAUAUAUCAGAAUUGUUACAUAAAAAGUUUCUAAAAUAUAGAAACAAAAAAUUAAAAAAAAUAAUGGAUGAAUAUGGUGAUUCAUUAAAUAUUAAUGAAAAAGUGAUUUUAAAAAAAAAUAUGUGGGUACAAGUAGUUGAUAAAAAUAUUACAGACAAUAAGCAAACAACUAUUAUACCCAAGUCAUUUUAUAAAUCUAAAAAAACUAACACUUCUCUUUUUAACACUUUAUUCUUGACAAAAAGUAUAUCAAGAACAUUAUCUAAUAAAAGUAGAACUUUUAGAACAAGAAACAGAUUUAAAAAUAUAAAAACAAUGAAAUUUUUAACAAGCAGUUUUAGUGAAGAUGAAUACUUAAUUAAAUCAAUAAUCAAAAAGAAGAAGGAAGAAAACGAAGCGACUGAGGAAAAUGAAAUUUUAGAAGAUAAUUCGAGUGUAAUACCUUGGCAAAUAAAUAAUAAAAAAAAAAAUAUAAAUAAAGCAUCAUUUGUAUUAAUAUUAAAAGAUAUAGAAAAAUAUAUAGUACAGAAUGUUUAUUUUUAUGAACAAAUGAUAUAUAAAAACAUAAAUUUAAGUUACUUAAAAGAAAACGUGAACAAUAAUGUAAGAAUGUUUGAUGGAGAAAACUAUGAUGCUAUUACGAAUCCUCAUAUUAACUAUAAAAAAAAAAAAAUAAUUAUAAGAAUAAAAAUAAAAAAAGGUUUUAAAAAAUAUAUUAAUUUAUAUAAAAUAAGCAAAAUAUUUAGCUUUAUUAGUAAAGAAAAAGAUAAUAAAAGCAAUACAAAUUUUACUAAUGAUUCAAAUUGCAUAGAUGACGUUGAUAUAUUCAGGAAGGAGCUAACAAAUUUAUCCAAAAGAAAAAAAAAAAAAAUAAAGAGAAAAAUAUUGAUUCGUAAGUUAAAGAACAAAAUUAGAAAAAAAAUUAAAAAUAAAAAGAAGGGAAAUGUUGAAAAAAAAGAAGACAUAAGAAUAAACGAGGAAUUAAACAAUCAUAACAUUAGUGAUGAAAAAUAUAUAGAAAAAAAAGAAGUAAAUAUAGAAAAAAAUGAUAAACAAGAAAAGGAUAAAAUAUUUGAUAUUAUUAUAAAUGAAGAAAGUAGUGAAAAUAAAAUAAAAAAAAUAAGUACUUUAAUUAUAGAUGAUGUUCUGAAAAAGAAUGAUAUUACAGAAAAAAUCAAAAUAUUAGAAAAAGAUCAUUUAGAAGUAAAAAAGUUAGCAAAUAUAUUAAAAAAGAAAGAAACAUUUUCCUCAAUUAGAGGCAAUAAAAUAAAAUUAAAGAGAAAAAUGAAACUGGAUUACUUAUAUAAGUAUAAUGAUAACAAUAGCAUUUAUAAAAAGAAUAUGGAAGAUAAUUUAUUAUAUACUUCUAAAGGAAAAAAAUAUAUAAAAAAUAUAUCAAUUAGUAAAUUGUUUCAGUUCCAUUAUGGAAAAUUAGAAAAAAUAGUAACUUCAAUAGACACAAAUAAAUUAUAUGAGGAUUAUAUAUCAGCUAGUUAUUCAAACACAUUAAAUAUUGGUUCAUUUCAAAAUAGUAAGGGAAAUAUUGCUAUAUUUAGCUUCAUUAAUCCAACUUAUCCAUUAAUGUUAUAUAAUUUAAAUUCAAGUGUCAUGAAAAUUAAAUAUUCCAAAACUAAUCAUAAUCUUUUAGUAGCUGCAUUGUGUAAUGGGCAUAUUUAUAUUUACGAUAUAAGAAGUAGUGAUCCACAACCUGUGUUAAAGUCUACAACAAUUAAAAAUUAUUAUGAUAAUUGUUUUGAACCUAUUUACGAUUUCACUUUUAAAAAUAAUUAUACUACUAAUGGUGCAUUUGAAAACGUUUUUUAUUCGGCACAUGAAAAUGGAUAUGUUUACCAGUGGAAUAUAGAGAAAGAAUUAAAAAAUAAAGAAAUUUUAUUUUUAAAGAAUAAAAAAAAUGAUAUAUAUCAAGAUUUAUCAUCUGUAUUUGAAUAUAAAAAUUUUGUAAAUAAACCUUUUAAUUCAUCAUUAACAUGUAUUGAUAUAGAUGACUACAUUCAUCAUGAUGAAGAUUUUAUCAUCAAUAACAUAGAAAAGAAUAAUUUCAGUGAUUUUAAUCAAAAAGGAAUAUAUUUUAACAAAUCUAAUGAAAAUAGCAGUAAUAUAAAAUUUUAUGGAUCAGAGGAUCAUUUGAAAAAAACAGUUAAUCAAAUAAAUAAUAAAGUAGCUAAUAAUAUUGAGGAAAAUUACACUAAACAAAUAUCCAAAGAAGAAGAAUUAUUAAAUCAUUAUAAAAAUAUAACACAAAAUAUUAUUGAUAAAAAAAUAAAGCCUACUCAUUCUUAUUAUUAUUUAGGAACAAAAAAUGGAAUAAUAUAUAGGUGCAAUAGUUGCUAUCAAAAAUCGUAUUUAAACUAUUAUGUAGCUCAUUUUGGAUCAGUUAAUAAAAUUAAAAUAAAUAAGUUCGACCAUGAUAUUUUCAUAAGUGCUGGAGAAGACUGCACAGUAAAGUUAUGGAAUAAAUUUUGCAAUAAACAAAUCACAACUUUUAAAUCAAAAAAUUCUUUUACAUCAAUUAAUGAUAUAUUAUGGUUACCUAAUAAUUCGACAUCUUUUUUUUGUUGUUCUGAUGAUGGUAGAAUAGAAUUAUGGGACUUCGAUUUUUUAUCAAAAGAUCCAUUGAUCAUAUUCUAUCCUAAUAAUGUUGAAUCAUCAAAAAUUAAAACUUUGAAGAUGUUUAAUAAAAAUGAUAUUUUAUUGUGCGGAGACAAUUUGGCAAAUGUGACUAUGAUGAAAAUAAAUAAUUUAUUUAAUUUAGAAUUAGAUGAUUAUGAGCAAAAAAUGAAAUUAACAAACUGUUUAAGAUAUUUAGACACUUACGAUUAUUUCUAG
Messenger RNA from Plasmodium relictum, 3525 nucleotides. RefSeq names its product conserved Plasmodium protein, unknown function. Gene Ontology annotation, cellular component: outer dynein arm. The transcript is spliced from 9 exons. The coding region runs from base 1 to 3525 and encodes 1174 amino acids. Gene Ontology annotation, biological process: cilium movement; outer dynein arm assembly. Lineage: Eukaryota; Apicomplexa; Aconoidasida; Haemosporida; Plasmodiidae. The record is from RefSeq and is a predicted model, not a curated record. Gene Ontology annotation, molecular function: dynein heavy chain binding; dynein light chain binding.